Molecule: messenger RNA, 2994 nt
Organism: Seriola aureovittata
Lineage: Eukaryota; Metazoa; Chordata; Actinopteri; Carangiformes; Carangidae
Product: tripartite motif-containing protein 16-like
Exons: 1
Coding region: 6-1703 (565 amino acids)
Molecular function (GO): protein binding; zinc ion binding
Source: RefSeq, a predicted model, not a curated record
GUGAAAUGGCGCAGAAAGGAGUUCAGCUGGACCAGGAAUCCAUCUCUUGUUCCGUCUGUCUGGAUCUACUGAAGGAUCCGGUGACUAUUCCCUGUGGACACAGCUACUGCAUCAGCUGUAUUAAAAGCUUCUGGAAUAGAAACGAUGAGAAGAAAAUCUACAGCUGUCCUCAGUGUAGGCAGACUUUCAGACCAAGGCCUGUCCUGGUGAAAAACACCAUGUUAGCUUUUUUAGUGGAGGAGCUGAAGAAGACUGGACUCCAAGCUGCUCCUGCUGAUCACUGCUAUGCUGGACCUGAAGAUGUGGCCUGUGAUUUCUGCACUGGGAGAAAACUGAAAGCUGUCAAGUCUUGUCUGAUGUGUCUGGCCUCUUACUGUGAGAAACACCUGCAGCCUCACUAUGAAGCAGCUCCAUUAAAGAAACACAAGCUGGUGGAGCCCUCCAAGAAGCUCCAGGAGAACAUCUGCUCUCGUCAUGAUGAGGUGAUGAAGAUGUUCUGCCGCACUGAUCAGCAGUGUAUCUGUUAUCUCUGCUCUGUGGAUGAACAUAAAGGCCACGACACAGUCUCAGCUGCAGCAGAAAGGACUGAGAGGCAGAGAGAGCUCCAGCUGAGUCGACAACAAAUCCAGCAGAGAAUCCAGGACAGAGACAAAGAUGUGAAGGUGCUUCAACAGGAGGUGGAGGCCAUCAAUGGCUCUGCUGAUAAAGCAGUGGAGGACAGUGAGAAGAUCUUCACUGAGCUGAUCCGUCUCAUGGAGAAAAGAAGCUCUGAUGUGAAGCAGCAGAUCAGAUCCCAGCAGAAAACUGAAGUGAGUCGAGUCAAAGAGCUUCAGGAGAAGCUGGAGCAGGAGAUCACUGAGCUGAAGAGGAAAGACGCUGAGCUGAUGCAGCUCUCACACACAGAGGAUCACACCCAGUUUCUACACAACUACCCCUCACUGUCACCACUCAGUGAAUCUACAGACUCAUCCAGCAUCAAUAUCCGUCCUCUGAGCUACUUUGAGGGUGUGACAGCAGCUGUGUCACAGCUCAGAGAUAAACUACAGGACAUUCUGAGAGACACAUGGACAAACAUCUCACUGACAGUGACUGAAGUGGAUGUUUUACUGUCACAACCAGAGCCCAGGACCAGAGCUGACUUCUUAAAAUAUUCACAGGAAAUCACACUGGAUCCAAACACAGCAAAUACAUAUCUGUUAUUAUCUGAGGGAAACAGAAAAGCAACUUUAAUGAGUCAACAACAGUCUUAUUCUAGUCACCCAGACAGAUUUGCUGAUUAUUGUCAGGUCCUGAGUAGAGAGAGUCUGUCUCGACGUUGUUACUGGGAGGUGGAGUGGAGAGGAGGAGGAGUUAAUGUUGCAGUCACAUACAAGAAUAUCAGCAGAGCAGGGAGCUGGGAUGAAUGUGUAUUUGGAUUCAAUGACAAAUCUUUGGUGUUACAUUGUUACAAAAAUUGUUAUGAGUUUUGGAACAACAAUGUCGAAACUCCAGUCUCAGGUCCUCGGUCCUCCAGAGUAGGAGUGUACCUGGAUCACAGAGCAGGAGUUCUGUCCUUCUACAGCGUCUCUGAAACCAUGACUCUCCUCCACAGAGUCCAGACCACAUUCACUCAGCCUCUCUAUGCUGGACUUUGGCUUCAUUAUUGUGAAAAUCCAUCAGGUAUUUUUUGUAGUACCACUGCUGAGCUCUGUGAUCUCAAGUAAACAUGGAGGAGAUAUUUAAGUAAAACUGUGUCUGGGGGAUGAAGUUAGAUUUUCUGGUGUCACAUCACACUUUCUUCUAGAUGUAAUGACUUGUAUAUUUGUGUUGCUGCUUUUAUAUAUUCAAAUAGUUUUUUGCCAUCUAAACCUUCUGCAUUUAUCGUCUUGGGAAAUAUAGAAUGUAUUCUAAAUCAGUGUUUUGUUUUGUGAACACAGGGUGGAUGGGUCCGUUAUGAUUUGUCCUUUAUUAGAUGGAAUUUAUUUCAUUUAACUCUUUAAGAGAAGGAGGGUGUAGGGGCUGGAUUGGAAUUGGGCCAGAGAAGUAAAUACACUAGGGAUGCAGGUAAAACACAUCAGGGUGGGGGGAGACAAUCACAAGGGCGGGAGAAGCAGACAAAGAGAGGGAGUAAAACAACCAACUGACACACAAGGUAAAUUAUAUCAAAAUAAAACACGAUGUGAUUCCAAAUUAAAACAGAAUGUAAUAUCAAAAUAAAACAGGAUAUAAUAAAUAAAAGACCAAACAAAGAAUCAGUAAAAGGGGCACAGCACAACAGAUAAUAUAACAAUCUGACACCUAAUGAUCACGUUUACUGCUGAUAUUUAAAGUACAUUUUGCAGAUAAUACUUACUUAUUUCAUCUUAUGUAAAACAUCUAUUACAAAACUUUACAUUUCACAUUGAGGUGCUGCUACAUUUACUAAAAAAAGAAAAACAUCAAUACCUCUGUAACACUGUUUAUCUGCCACAAGGGGUCAUUCUAAUGAAAGGUUUUUGGGUUACAUUUUCAAAUUCACACUACCAGUCAAACAAUAGGCAACACAUUUAAAACGGACACGAUACCUCUGCUCUUUAGCAAAACCCUGCAUUUGGCGUUUAAGAAGGGACUGUUGUUUGCUCGGUGUGUUUCAUUAGUCCUGACGUGAGCAGCUCAAGGAAAAGAGAGUGUCACUGUUCAUAUAUAUUUCAACCACCUAAACACACUAACAAGUAUCUUUACUUUAAGUUUAUAUACCCUAUUGAAGUAGCAUGAAACAAAGACACAAAAACAUUUGCAAUUUAGCGUUCAUGUUAGAUUUGACUCACUUAGUGAGUGCAAAGUUGAUUGAAUUGAUUUCCUCCUAAUUUGGUAGGAAAGUAUUUAGUUAAGUGAAAGUCAUUACUAUGAUAUUUUGCUUAUUUUGCUGACAGAAACACUGACCAUGAGUAUUUUUCUGAGCUUUGAUGCACAUUUGCAAAACUACGAAGCAGAUUUUCUCUCAAAGAAUAAAAAAAAGUGAUCAGUUUUUUAGAA